AUGCGUUCGUCUUUUCUCAAAGGCAAUCCUCAUCACGCAAAAGAUGGUUUAGAUUCCUUCUUUUACGCAUUUACAGAUCAAGGAACCUUGCGUGAUUCACACUUACUAAUCUCCAAUUUACGAACUAAACGUUCCAAAGAUUCUUUAUUAGUAGAUGGAGAACAGGGGACGUUACAUUGGGAAAGAAUGACAAUUACAGGGGAAUUUACUGGUGGUCAACUCAGAAUGGCAGACAUGGAAUGGCCAGAGGGAAAGGCAAAUCCCCCACAAGGAACACCUGACAAAUUUCAUAUUAGAGUUGUUACACUGCAUGAGCCUCCUUUUGUUGUGGUUACUGAAUUAGAUCCGGAAACUGGACAAUGCCCAGGGAGCCAAGGAACUCCUUGUGAUUGGGGAUUUGAAAACACAACAUUAUGGAAAUGCUGUACUGGUUAUUGUGUGGAUUUAUUGAAUAAGUUAGCUGCAGAUAUUGGUUUCAGCUAUACACUUUAUAAAGAAAAAGGCUGGAACGGAUUAAUUCAGGAUCUGGUAACAAACAAAGCUGAUAUGUGUGUAACCUCACUUAAGCUGAAUAGUGAACGAGCCCGCGAUGUUGACUUUUCUAUUCCAUUUUUGGAAACUGGUAUAUCUAUACUGGUUAAGAUUCGUAGUGGAGUGCUAUCACCAACUGCAUUUCUUGGACAUAAAUUUUCAAUUUGUCGUUCUUAUUGGCUUGUAUGGGCCACAUUAUUUAGUGCUUCAGUUAGCACUGACGUUCCUCGUUCAACUGUCAGCCGAUUUAUGUCAUUGACCGCAAACUUGGCAGCUUUUAUGAUAACUCGAGUACAAUAUUACGAACUUGUUGGUGUUGAUGAUGAGAAAUUAAACUUCCCUGAACUCCAAAAUCCUCCUUUCCGCUUUGGAACUGUUGAAGGAGGAAAUACACACGAAACAAUGCGUAGAAACUGGCACAGAAUGCAUUCAUAUGUCGAACAAAACCAAUUUUAUAGAGAUAAUAUUUCUGCAGGCGUUGAGUCAGUUCGAAGAGGAGAGCUGGAUGCAUUUAUUUAUGAUGCUGUUGUUCUUGAUCAUCAGGCAGGAAAAGAUCCCAAUUGCGGAUUAAUGACAGUUGGCAAGUGGGCAAGCAUGACCGGAUAUGGCAUUGGAUUCCCAAAAAAUUCACCUUUAGUUUCACGUGUAAAUCAUUUUAUGCUUCAAUACCAACAAAGGGGUCGGGAUUUAGAACGACUUCAAAAUUUUUGGUUAACCGGUGCUUGUUCUCCAGAGACUAAUACACAAGGAAGUGGCAGUUCUCCCCUUGGAGUUGAGAACUUUUUGAGUGCUUUUUUCCUUCUAGCUGUUGGAAUUUUGUUGAGCUUGAUAUGCUUGGCCUUCGAGUUUCUUUAUUGCCGUCAUUUUCGCGCACCUUUAAAAAGAUUAGACCAGAAUGGAUGGUGUGGAAUAAUUAGCAUGGCUAUGGCCAAAUCCCUUAGUUUUACCGAAGCUGUUGAUCGAGUACAGGAAUGGCGACGACGUUGGGGUCGUCAGGAGCAAUUGGAAGAACAAGAUGGAAUAGAUGAGGAUAAAGGUAUUGUUCUUCAUCAAAAAUAG
Molecule: messenger RNA, 1590 nt
Organism: Meloidogyne enterolobii
Lineage: Eukaryota; Metazoa; Nematoda; Chromadorea; Rhabditida; Meloidogynidae
Source: the annotation of a GenBank genome assembly